This is a messenger RNA of Mustela erminea (ermine), 3535 nucleotides long. RefSeq names its product HBS1 like translational GTPase (gene HBS1L). Gene Ontology annotation, biological process: translation. Gene Ontology annotation, molecular function: GTP binding; GTPase activity. The transcript has 5 exons. The record is from RefSeq and is a predicted model, not a curated record. The coding region runs from base 174 to 2078 and encodes 634 amino acids. Lineage: Eukaryota; Metazoa; Chordata; Mammalia; Carnivora; Mustelidae.
GACGUUACCGUCGUGCAGUGCGCAGCUAAGUCGUCGCGCGUGCGCAAGCGCUCAGCGCGGAGGCCUGCCGGAAGUCAAGAUGGCGCGUAUGUGGUGUCCAGGCCGCAGUUGGCGCUUUAUCAGUAUCUAAACCGUGUGUUUUCUAAGGGGUGGCAAACGCCCUCUCCGCCGCCAUGGCCCGGCAUCGGAAUGUCCGAGGCUAUAACUACGAUGAAGAUUUUGAAGAUGAUGAUCUCUAUGGCCAGUCUGUAGAGGAUGAUUAUUGUAUUUCGCCAUCAACAGCUGCUCAGUUUAUUUACUCGCGGCGUGACAGACCUUCCCUUGGUGAGCCUGUAGAAGAAUACGAUUACGACGAUCUGAAAGAGUCCUCCAAUUCUCUUUUGAACCAUCAGCUGAGUGGAAUUGAUCAAGCUCGUCUUUAUUCAUGCCUUGAUCACAUGAGAGAGGUGCUUGGAGACACUGUGCCAGAUGACACUUUGAUUGAAGCCGUUCUGAAGAACAAGUUUGAUGUGCAGAAGGCUUUGGCAAUGGUUCUGGAACAAGAUAAAAUGCAGAAUUGGAAGGUCAAGAGUGAGGGAGCAAUAUCUACAGGGAAGAUAGCAAAAGGAGUCUUAUUAUCUUCCUCUGAAGUUUCAGCUGAUAAUAUUCAAAGCUCUUGUCCUCAAUCUGCAAACCACUUGGAUUAUAGUAGCAAACCCUUUGAUUUUUCUGGCCCAGUAGGAAAAUCUGGAUUAUAUCCUAAUUCCUCAGUUAUACCAAGUCACUAUUUACUCCACAAAAAAAAGAAACUUGACAGACCUAAAAGUGAAAAGAAACUAGAAUCAUGUAAGUUAACAAAAGAGCUGUCACUAGCUGACCUAAUUGAUGAUAUGCCAAGAGAUUCUUGUAAAAGUCAACCAUCAGUCAGAUUAUCAAACACAGGUAGUCUGGAAGGUCUGUUUUCAAAGAAUCUAGGUGCUGAUAUGUUAAGACCUCAUGAAUCUGAAUGUGUUUCCAAAGAUGAUUCUUCAUUCAAAGAAAUACCAGAUUUAAAAUCCUUAAUGACAAAGGACAUAACACCUAAUAACUCUUUAUGUACUCAGAAUAGUUCACUACCUGAUUUGCAAAGCAUUCUAGUACAAAACAGCAUAGGAAGUUUAAGUAAUCCUUCGCUCUUAACUAGCACAUUGGAAGAUACAGCUCAUGAUAAUGUAAACGCUGCUAAAAUGACUGAAGUUGGAAGUGUUUCUUCAGUUGAACAAAGUACCAAGAAUUCCAUUUUAAAAAAUGACAGUUUGCAGUUUUCCCAGUGUGAAAGUCCAUCCCUAGCUGAACUCUUUCAGGAACACAAAGAAAACAAUCCAAGCCAGUGCUUUCCUUUAUCUGAUCUUUGUAACCAGUCAUCUGCCAGUUUCACAGAUCUAAGUUUGGGAUCCUUUCCCCUGUCACAGCUAGCAAAUCGGUAUCCAUCUUCGACUGGAAUAUCAGAAUUAACAGGAUCCCUGUCAUCUUUGGCAUUUUGUAAAGCUUCUCCUACAAGAGAUCUUGAGAAUUUGUCACUUUCUGAUUUGAUUGCAGAAACAAUUGAUAUAGACAACACUCAAAUUAGGAAGGAGUCUUCUAAGCUCAGUUUAUCUGAAAUAAGGUCACCUGGAAUAGAUUCAAAUAUUGAUCUUAGUGUCCUUAUAAAAACCCCUCAUCUUGUUCCAAAACAUGCAGUAGACCAAUCAGUUGCUCCAACAUCAGAAACAAAAGUUUUAAGUUCAAAGUUAGGGAAAAGUUUCAAUUCUGCUAAGGCUAAUAAGAAAACCAAUAAAGGCUCUUUGACUAGGAAACCACCUUUUUCUCUCUCUUGGACCAAGGCCCUUGCUGCUAGACCUUCAGCUUUUGCUUCAACACUGUGUCUUCGUUACCCACUGAAAAGCUGCAAGCGACGCACUCUUGACCUAUAUAAGACUUUUCUUUAUAGUAGACAAGUUCAAGACGUGAAGGACAAAGAAAUAAGUCCUCUUAUAGCAAUAACACCAUUUGACUUCAAAUCCGCAUCUCCUGAUGACAUUGUAAAAGCUAAUCAAAAGAAAGCUUUCACUAGAGAAUAGUAACAAAAGGAAAACUUGCUAACUGUUGAAGAGCUUCUGUUUUAAUUUAGUCUUUAUAGAAUUACUUGAUAUUAUGGGAUUCAAGUUGUGAUUUUUACAUUAAAAUCGUCUUAAGUCAGUUGAUAGUUUUAGUUGAUAUGUGUUUUUGCACUGAAAAAAUUUUUUUAAACUAUAUCUUCUUUUAAGUGAUAACUGGCUUUAUUUAAGUUGAUAGCCUAAAAUGGGUGUAUGUUUACAAAGCAUAUAUGGAAACUUGAUAUUGUGAAAUCAAACCUCUCAGAUAUUUUUGUUUGAGUGUUCAACUUUAUAAGUUUUUACAACAAGACAUUUUCUUUUAUAAAGUAUUUUUGUGCUUCGUUCUUAAACGAAAAUGCCACUUGGGAUUAUUAGAGUUUAGUGAUGAAGAUUUUUCUUAUGAUACAUGGCAUAGCAUAGGUGAGACGUAAUUAUAUUUUAAAAUAUUAGUGAUAUCAUUCCCAUUCAUUAUUUUUCUGUAGGUGAAUACUUAAAAUUUUUCUAUUAGAAAAUUUUAAAAUUCCUGACUCUUCAGAAUACUGUGGAGGUUGUUGAAAUACAUUUUUGAUGGUAAUGAAAUGAAAAACCUUUAAAGGACCAUGUACGUACUGAAGUUGGAUUAAUACUAAAUUAUUUUUAUACAUUUUCAAAACCAUUUGUCCUAAAUGCACAAUCUGCAAUAAGUAUGUAGGAAGUGUUUUCAAGUAUGGCUGCAUGUUGUUUGAGUAGAUAGUUUUAUCAGAUCUCUUACUUUUUUUUUUUUUACUAUGAGUAAUGAAAUGUGGAAUUUUCCUUUUUGAUACUGCAGUGACAAAGUUACAGCAAUGGUAGACCAGUAAGAGCUCUUCUAGUUCCUAGAACAAGUAUGUAAUUCUUCCCUUAAAGCAGUGGUCCUUAGCGAACAAUCAGAAUCGCUUGGGAAAUUUUUUCAAAACACAGAUACUGUAGCUUCACUCUAGACAUGGUGGUCAGUCUCUGAGGGUUGGCAUUUGGGAAUGUGUAUUUUCAAAAUAGUCCCUAGGUGAUUUUGAUAUGUUACUUUUACUUAAGAACCACUGCCUUAGGGGAAGAAAUCAGUAGCUUGAGAGGCAUUACUAAUGCUAAGACCAAUGUGAAUUUAUACUUAUAGUUUCUAGGAAUCAGGAAUACUAAGGAAAUUUCGAAUUAGGAAUUACAGUCUUUUACAUAAGAGGGUGCUGAUGGUGUAUUAUUAAUAUUUCUUGCAGGAAAAAAAUAGUAUCUAGAAUGGUUAUUUCUUAAUGAAAAUGAAAUAGCUGGCCUUUUCCCGGUAAAGAAAUAUUUUUCUCUGGCAGCUACUUCACUAUGCUUUUGAUGAUUUUUUUUUUUUUUUUUUUUGUAUUUCUUGUUUCAGUUUAUUUUCAGAAUGACAUUCCAAUAUUUUUAACUGUGUAUGAUGUUUUUAUAUCCAGUGUUUUGGUGGG